Messenger RNA from Lobosporangium transversale, 1151 nucleotides. Its product is annotated as TAP42-like protein. Gene Ontology annotation, cellular component: cytosol. The transcript is spliced from 5 exons. Gene Ontology annotation, molecular function: protein phosphatase 2A binding. Bases 68 to 1135 code for a protein of 355 amino acids. Gene Ontology annotation, biological process: regulation of dephosphorylation; regulation of signal transduction. NCBI's taxonomy places the organism in Eukaryota, Fungi, Mortierellomycota, Mortierellomycetes, Mortierellales, Mortierellaceae. The record is from RefSeq and is a predicted model, not a curated record.
AAACCUUUUCUUUAUUUACCAUUCAACAUUUAAUUCUUCCGCUUUUCCUCAGUCAACUGCCCUUUCCAUGGCUGAAAAUGACGCAUCUCUUGCCCAGGUCUUCCAAAAAGCAGAGACCCUCUAUCUAGACCUGCAGAAAACUACUCUCUCUUCAACUUCGGAGGAAUAUCAGUCAAAAGUCAAUGAGUCUAUCAAAGGUUUCGAAAGGGCUGAGGCGAUGGUGCAGCAAUUGAGCCUGUUUAGCGAGAACGAGUUUAUGGAGGAUAUCAGCACUAAGGAUCUUAGAUUCCUUUUGACUAAAUAUUAUCUUGGCGAAUUGUUUCUCAAGCGCGUUAGUCAGGAUCGCCUUUCUGCUCUGAACACCUCUAAGGACCAUUUUGAUCAUUUUCUUCUUCAAUGCGAGACACACGAGAUUCUGACUGCUCAGGAUAAGAAAUACCUGGAACAACUCACAGCAAAUACCCCUCGGGAUGCAGCUACCCGACGAGGCGAAAAGAUUGCACGAUUCAAACGUGAAAAGGAAAUGAGGAAUCGGAUCGAAGAAUUCCACAAGGCGUUAGGGACUACCAGCAGUGGAUAUGAGGGCGAAUUAAGCCCAGAGUUGGAAGAUCAAUACCGUGAUUUUGUUUUGUUGCAUUUACAAUACUCAAUCUUCCAAAGUAUGGAGCAAUUAGUAGGGAUUCAAGAAGAGUUACCAAUGCUUAAAGAAAUGCAAGCACGGAAAGCAGCGCAAGGAUCCAAUGAUCAUAGAGCGGCACAGGGUAGUAGUAAUGAAAAUGGGGGCGAAGAUGGUACACGAGUGGACAGUCGAAUUAGGAAUGCUACAGGACCAUUAAUGGACCCUCAAGGGCGACCCUUGAGACCAUUUGUGAUUACCAGCAAGAAAACUGAAAUGAUGAGAGGUGUCUUCCGGCCAGGCCAUAGUUUGCCGACUAUGACCAUUGAGCAAUAUCUGGAUCAAGAGAUGGAGCGUGGUAACAUUUUGUCUGGAGGAACUGAAGAGCCAACGAAGAAGGAAGUUGAUGAUAAUGACGAAGCAGGUCUAGAAGCAGAGACGUUAAAGGCUAGAGCCUGGGACGAUUUUAAAGACGAUAAUCCUAAAGGGUGGGGUAACCGAGGUGGUCGUACUGGCUAAACAAAAUACUAUUAGC